Molecule: messenger RNA, 3247 nt
Organism: Astrephomene gubernaculifera
Lineage: Eukaryota; Viridiplantae; Chlorophyta; Chlorophyceae; Chlamydomonadales; Astrephomenaceae
Source: the annotation of a GenBank genome assembly
AGCAGCUACCAGCAGCUACUGUGAAACUGUGAGUCAAGGCUGGAUGUGAACGUGGCUGGUAGUUGCUUUAACGACCCAAAAUCCUAUGGCCAAAGAAGGCAUACUUAGGGGCUCAUGAGUGUAACCAUUAGUGACGACACGCUUCCGUGAAAUGGCGGAACCCCUUGCUGCGCUGUCGAGCCAAGGACUUUCUAGGGCUCACCAUGUAGCAAGUAACGGAAGAUGUGGCCUUCCGCUUCCUGUUAAGCCACGUGAAAUUUAUGGGCGACAAGGAUGGCGGCCUCGCCGCCGUUCCUCAUUCGUGUUGGGCCACCCCAUGCCGGCAUCGAGCUUGUUCAGGGCAUCUUUUAGCAAAAGGCGCCAUGCAAGUUCGCUUAACCGGGACAAUGUCUUCGAUACCAUUUCGCUUACGGCCCGCGGCGCAGGAAGCGAGGAUGUGCAUGCAAGUAUACUCCUCGGGGCAGCCUCGACCGCAGCAUUCUCCGCUGCCGUCUUUUACACCGCUACUGUGUCACGUCCAACAGCGUUGGUUGGGCCCUCGCCGCUUCCUUUCGCAUCCAUUUCUGUACAGCAGCGUCACCAACCGCUGCAGUCCCAACGCCUGGACUUCGGAGAAGUCCUUGCGUUUGUGCAGUACAAAGUCCUCCAGGCCCUGCUGCUGCCCACGCUAGGUCGGCUGCUGCUGGUGGCGCUGGUGGCGCUGCCGCUGCUGGCCGCCGCAACAGCCCUGCUGGUGGCCGCCUCGGGCGAACAGUUCGGGGAAGCCCUGAGGCGAUGCUACCAAGUCCUCAACAACGUGCCAGGUACCGACCUGACGUGUGAGACAGACCCGCGGGUCGCGGUGCUGCUGAACGGGCUGUAUGUUGCCGGGCUGCUCAGCUUCGCGGUGCUGGUGGGCAUGGUGGCGGACGACGUGAAGGGGGCGGUGGAGGCAGCCAAGUUUGGCAACUCCCGUGUUCCCGAGCGCAACCACGCACUGGUAGUUGGGCACAACCGCCAACUGCCCGAGGUAUUGAGGCAGAUGGCCCACAUCCGCGCCGACCGCGGCCCCCUCACCCGCCAGGGCCCGCUGGUGGUGUUGUCGCCGCUAGCUCGCGAGGAGCUGGGGGCGCUGUUGGAGGAGGAGCUGGGGCCGGCGGGGGCGGCACGGGUGGUGACGAGGCAGGGCAGCGGACUCAAGGUGGCUGACCUGCAGCGGGUAUCCGCGGGCCACGCCAGCACCGUCAUCUUGCUAGCGCCGGACGAGGAGGCUGCAGAAGGGGGCGAGCAGGAGGAGGAGGCGGGGAGCCGCGGCUUGACGCUGGAGGCUCAGCAGGCUGUCACUCUGGCCUCCCUGCAGCACCUGCGAGGGACGGCGCUGAGGUCGGCAGGCGGUGGGGUGCUGCAGCGGAAGCCGCAGACGGUGGUGGUGGCCAGCGGAGCGCAUCAGGAGCACAGGGAGCAGCAGGAGCUGCAGGAAUGGGAGCAGGCGGAUGGGGAAGUGGAGGUGGCACAUGUUUCUCCACUCCGCAACUUGGCCCGCAUACGCGCUCAGUGCGCCGCCCAACCUGGAUUGGGUGCAGUGCUGAGCAGCUUGCUGCGGCGGCAGCCGGGGGCACCCACGUUCCAUGUGCAGGAAGUAAGCAAGUCCUCCCAUUUGGUGGGCCUCACGUACGGCGAAGCUCGUCGCCACUUCCCAUCAGCCGUACUUUGCGGCUACUACAGCGCGCCCUCCUCCUCUGCUGCUUCCCCUUCCUCCCUCGCAUCCACCAUCCCUACUACCCCCGCGCCCGCCACCACUACCUCCGCAUCCGGGGACGCUGCUGCCGUACUACUGAACCCAGAUGGCAGCACCCUCGUCCAAGAAGACCACGCAUUCAUCUUUCUGGCGCAUCAAGAGGCAGACCUGCGCCCCUCAGCACUACCACACCCGCCCACGGCGCCUCCCGCCGCAGCCACAACCGCCGCCGCCGCAGCAGCCACAGCAACAGAGGCGAAGCACGAGCAGGAGGUUCUGGAUGGUGCGGAGGCGGCCGCAAAUCGACGUGUGGUGGUGCUGGCGUUUGACGGGCGCUGGCCGGGAGACCUGAUAAAGGCUCUUGGGGAGUUCUGCCCGGAAGGAUCAGAAGCAGUUCUUGUGGCGAAAGAGGACAUGGCGGCUUUCGCAGGCAGCCGGACCCGUAAGAAACAGGCGCAGCUGAAGGUGUCUACGGUUGUGGGAGACCCACGGACCCGUGGUUCUCUCAGCGAGGCGGAGGUGCAAGAAGCGGAUGCUGUGAUUCUGACAGGCCUGGACGACGUCCGUCCUGACCUUGCGGAUGCCCAGGCGCUCUCCACGCUGCUGCAGCUGCAGGCCCUGCUGCAAACCCAGCCCGCACAACAAAGCCAGCGGCCACUGAACCUGGUGUGCGGCGUGACCGACCCACGGGUCCGUGACAUCAUGGAGUGCAUCAUUGCGGUUAACUCGUACGGCGGCGGCAGCAGCAGUAGCGAUGGUAGCGGUGCGGUUGCUCCUCGGAGGGGCCUGAUUCUGGAUAACAUAACGCCGCAUGAAGUGAUGGCUGGGGCGCUUGCGCAGGUCGCCUCGGAGCCGCGCCUAUCCGGCGUGUUCCAGGACCUGUACUCCCCUGAAGGCGUGGAGGUCUACAUGAGGUCCCCCGCCGUACUGGGUCUGCCGUACAACCAGCCGCUGAGCUGGCAGGAGGUCCAGGACAAGGGCCGCAUGGGAAGUGUAACCGUGAUAGGAGUCGUGCGCGGAAGCACCCCCAUCCCCGCCCCCGUAACCUUCACCAGCACCGUCGCCGCGAGCAGAAACAGCAGCAGCGGGGGAAGCUGGGGCGGGGGCAGUGCCCGCAGCAAGGAUGGGGGCAGCGCCCCGGCCGACCCCCGUGUGCUGCUGGGGGUGCAACAAAGCCUGGAGCUGCGGCCAGGUGACCAGCUGGUGGUUCUGGCGGAGGAGCCGGAGGGGUGUACGAAGAAGGAUUAACUGCUCCAGAAAGGAGCCGGCAUCGUGAAGUUAGUAAGCAGGGCAAAACCUCGACCGUUAUUGUUUUAGCUAGCUACACGUGUAGUCAUAUUUAGGUAUUGUCGGGGCUGUAGCUGUUUAGCUGGCCUGAGCUACGAUAGUGGAAUUGCAUGAUGGCGAGCGUGCGAGCUGAAACCGACGAGCGUAAUGGUGGGGGCGGGGUGAAAAAGAACAACAAGAGAAGAAACGUAGAGACGCGCGGGCGUGCUGCUUGGUUGGAUGCCUUGCAUGUUUAGAGGUGGU